AUGAAAAAAUAGAACAGACUUGCUAUCAUUGGGGCUGGCCCUGUGGGUUCUGUAUUAUCAACUAUAUUAGCACAAAAAGGAUAUAAUAUUGACCUAUUCGAAAAGAGACCUAAUCCUCUAGAAAAUUUACAAUCUAACGAAUGGAGAUCAACAAAUUUUGUAUUUGGGAUAAGAUCACAAGAUGCUUUACAGAGAUGUGGAGUUUUUGAAGAAAUCUUUAAGUACUCUGCUAGACUUGAUAGGACAAAAUUCAUUUUAUAAAACUAAGAUGAGUUUGAUGUUUACUUUGGAGGUAAAACAGAAUAAGACAGAAGCUAUUCCAUAAACAGAGCUAGAAUUCAAAAAACACUGGCAAGGAGAAUUCAAGAUUACUCAGAAAAAAUAAAGGUUAAUUACAAUGCUUAAGUCCAUAAUGUCGAUGUAUAGAGCUAGACAUUUAAAGUCACUUAUUAAGAUGGUAUUGUGGAAUAAAAGGGGGAUUAUGAAUAGAUUUUUGCUGCAGAUGGAACACAUUCAGUCGUCAAGCAAGCAUUUAUAUAAUAACCAGGCUUUAGCUAUUCGCUCUAAUAUAGUGGCUAUGGCUACACUGAAUUACAAAUCCCAGCAAUGAUUGAUGAAAAUGGUAGGCGUACAUUUAGAGUAUAAGAGAAUACAUUUUUCUACUGGCCUAGAAAAGGUCUAGACAUGGUCAUGUGGGGAAUGCCUAACUAUGAAGGAGAUAUAAAUAUAGGUUUAUAUCUAAAAGUUAAAGGUGAGAAUUCAUUUGAAUACUUUAAGCAAGACUAUAAAAUAUUUGAGGAAUUCAUGCAUAAAAAUUAUCCAGACACUAAAUACUUAAUGCCUAAUAUGAAGGAAUUCUAUGAUAAAUCAUAGAUUACCAGAUUGCUUAAUAUGAAAUGUUCGCCUUGGAAUUUCGGUAAUUUAUAGUUAAUAGGAGAUUCUGCACAUUCCAUGAAUCCUUUUAGUGGCUAAGGCUUUAAUGGUGGUAUGGAAGAAUGUGUGAUUAUAGCUGAUUUAAUAGAGAAAUAUUAAGGAGAUUGGAGUAAAAUUAAUCCAGAGUUUUUUCAAUUAAGAAAAGAUGUAACUGACAAAAUGAAUGAUUUUCCUGAUACAUAAUUUUCAUUUAUUAAGGAUAAAUUUUAUGAUCCAGAUAGUCAAGUAGCAAUUAUGAUCACUGAUUACCUGUGUAGAUUAUAUGGAGAUAUAUUUGAUUCCUAAAUUUAGCUGAUAAGGUGGACUACAACUGACUAUAAUAUUUGCCUAGGAAGAGGCUAGGUGCAAGCUCAUCUUAUAAACGAACUGAGAUAAAAAGUUCCCGAUAUCUUAAACUUGAUUAAAGCUAACAAAUUAGAUUAACGAGUUUAUGAUAUUGUGUCUUAAUACAAGGGAGUGCAUAAUUUAGAGGAAUUUUUGCGUGAAAAAAGUAAUAAAGAUCAGAAAGAGAGUAGUAAAUAUACUUUUGAAAAUCUCUUUGAGAAGUAUAUGCAUGGGUACUAGAAAAAUUAACCUAAACUUUGA
Messenger RNA from Stylonychia lemnae, 1518 nucleotides. Lineage: Eukaryota; Ciliophora; Spirotrichea; Sporadotrichida; Oxytrichidae. The record is from the annotation of a GenBank genome assembly.